Molecule: messenger RNA, 7150 nt
Organism: Pristis pectinata (smalltooth sawfish)
Lineage: Eukaryota; Metazoa; Chordata; Chondrichthyes; Rhinopristiformes; Pristidae
Product: rab5 GDP/GTP exchange factor-like
Exons: 9
Coding region: 544-1899 (451 amino acids)
Biological process (GO): vesicle-mediated transport
Cellular component (GO): cytosol; endocytic vesicle
Molecular function (GO): zinc ion binding; small GTPase binding; DNA binding
Source: RefSeq, a predicted model, not a curated record
AAAUCCUGACCCACGGCUGCCCCAGGACUGGGAGACUCGCAAAGUGGGACCGUUCGGUGUAGCGGACCCCUGGCCCUCGGUGUCGCAUCAGGAGAUUUCCAGGCGGAUUAUUAAAGCAUUUACGCUCAUUUUUUAGGAUUCUGCUCUUUGCCUUUGUAUGAAAUGUUGGGGUAGCCACGUGCUUUUUAAAGCGGCGUGGACAGUUUCCAAAAUAAACCCGGACUAGAACGGAGCAGAACGUGAAGCCACUCUCCCUGGGCGCCCGACACUGUUACUGAUUAAUGUGCAUUGAGUAAUUUCCUGUUUGAGAGAGUCUGGGACUGCGACUCGGCAACAGCUCGAAGGAACAUCUGUAAACUCCCACUGAUUUCCGGCUCGAAGUCGAGAGGUACCGAAGUGGCUUGAAGUUUUGCUUUAACCCCGCGAUUGUCCGGAGCCCGGGUUUUGGAGGGUGGACUCUGCCGGGCGGACUGUGAGUGUGUGUUGUUCCGGGUGAAGGCGGGAGACUGCACCUGCCAGCAGGUGACCGAGCCAGGCAGUAGGAUGAGUGUCAAAAUCGGGCCCCAAGGAAUCCAUGUUGAUCAUUCUGAGCUGCUGUGUAAAGAUGGCUGUGGUUACUAUGGGAACCCAGCUUGGCAGGGCUACUGCUCGAAAUGCUGGAGGGAGUGGAAUCGUCGGCAGCAGCAACAGAAUGAACAGCUGAAUAAAGGAAUGAACAAUGAAGGGCCAACAAGUUCACUGGUUGCAGGGGCCACUAGCUUGCUGUUCAACUUUUCAAAGUUUGAGAAGAAGAGGAGCAGUGAGAAGGGUCGUCGAGUCAGCACAGUGAAGAAACUAUUUAGCUCCAAAGCGCCGCCCAGGCAAGAGAUCCAGCAAUUCCCCAUGGUCAGCUCUCCAACGUCCACACCAGUACAGUCUGGGGAUUUCACAGACUUCCUGAAAUCACUGCGGAAGCCGUCCAUUCAGAUCAUCCAGAAACGCUGUGUCCAAUUUAUUGAACAUCUUCAGGCGAGGCAGGAUUUGACUGUGGAGGCACAAUCCGAACUAGCACAAGACUUUUACCAGAACGUUGCUGUACGUUUUAACGGUUUCUCGUCUGAGCAAAAAGACAGGAUGAUGGAUAACAUCGAGAAGUUCAUCAUGACCCAGCUGUACAAGACUGUGUUCUGUCCUGAUAGCUCAGAGGAUGAACGCAAGGAUUUAGCAAUACAACAGCGUAUACGGGCCCUUCACUGGGUGACCCCUGAAAUGCUCAGAGUUCCUCUUGAUGAGGACAAGCCAGAGGUCACCGAACAUCUUGUGUCUGCCAUCACAGCAAUCGUUAAGAUGGAUUCCAAGCGAGCUCCACAGGAUAAGCUGGCCUGCAUCUCAAAGUGCAGCCGGCACAUUUUCUCUGCAAUCCAGAUCUCCAACGGAAAGCCAGGAGCAGCGGACGACUUCCUCUCCAGUUUGAUUCACGUGGUGCUGAAGGUGAACCCUCCCCGGCUGCACUCCAACAUCCAGUACAUUAUCCGCUUCUGCCACCCGAAGCGACUGAUGACUGGCGAGGCGGGUUACUACUUUACCAAUCUGUGCUGUGCUGUCACCUUUGUGGAGAAGUUGAACGGGCCCUCUCUCAGUCUCUCCCAUGAGGAAUUUGAGCAAUACAUGCAAGGUCACAAACUGCCGGCCAGAAAGAUUCAGAACUCCCCCCUCCUCCACACUGCAGACCCUGGGAUCCAGCAGAUGCACAAGGACCUCCAGCUGCUGCUCUCUCAGGUCUGGGAGAGGCAGGACCGCAUCAUUAGUGAGGUGAAGAAAUUGGAGCAAGAGGUUCUGGAAUGGAAACGCUCUGUUCAGGAGGAGGUUGAGGAGAGCAUUGGAAAAUUUCCUCUGCGUAACACUUUGAAUCCAGAAUGAGGUACUUGAGAGCUGCAGAUGAGGUCUGUGACCAUUUCACUAUUUAUAAAGAUUCAGACUUUGCACAGUAAUUGUCAUUAGAUUGCACAAAAAGGUACAUUUUAAUAAGACUUGAAAUGCAUAAUAAAAUAAAUAAAUGUUUCAUUACAUCUAACUUCCUAUUCAAUGGUUUAGUACCUGGAUAUGAAAUUUAUAUUACCAGUAAACCUCAGUAACAUUAACAGAAGGCCCAAGGUUAGGUUAGCGCUCCAGCAAGUUCUGCUGGAUUUCUACUGCACUAGAGAGACCAUCAUGUGGCAUUGAAGGGCCUUCUGGUCUGUUUUGUAGAGGAGAACCGUGAUUCAUAUCCAGUCAGAGAACCCAGAAGUAAAGGAAUGAAAGCUUUGGGGGGGAGAAUUUUUAAAAUGAUUAAAUCAUUAGAGUGGACAGGAAACUGAAGAUUGAAAAGUUUUAUUUAAAUGUCCUGAUCAGGGAUGUGUCUGAAGUUUGAUACUAGUAAGCUGUUCAACAGAAGCACCAGAGAGCACUAGUUCUUCCAAAUGCAUGUUGUGUCCUGUAUUUGAACUCUGGGCAGCUAUAUGUAGGAAGAUUUAUAAUUGAAGAGAUUGAAACAGGAGUAGACCAUUCAGCCCCACUCUGUCACUCAGUGAGAUUGUAGCCAAUCUUUUACCUCAGUACCACUCUCCUCCACCAACCCCAUAUCCCUGCUAUCUAAAGAUUUAUUGAUCCAUCAUGAAUAUAGUUGGCAGCUGAGCCCCCACAGCCCUUGGAUAGAGAAUUCCAAGAUCCGUUACACUCUGGGCGAAGAGACUUCUUAUCUCAGUCCUGAAUGGGCAACUCUUAUUCUGAGAUUGUCUCCCCUGUCUUAAAUACCUCGGCCAGGACAAACACCAUCUCUGCAUCCACUCUGUGAAGUCAUAAACAAAAAAUUUGUAUUUUUCAAUUAAAUUCAUUCUUCUAAACUUGCACGUGGCCAGUCCUCUCCUCGAGAGAAACUCAUUGUCCCAGAAAUCGAUCUUGUUAAAGUGCUUGCUGCACUCCCACGAUUGAAAAUACAUUGUCUCGUAUUUUCAGAUUGCCUUCACAGCACUGAGGGAAGCCACUUGGACCAUUUGAGUCUGUGCCAGCUCUUGGAUCACACCAAUUAGUCCUGUUUUCCACUGCCCACCACCCCCCAAAAAAAACUUCCUGCAACCUAUUUUCUGUCAUGUACCCAUCAAUUAUCCCAAUUCUCCUGCCACCAGUCCACACUGGGGGGUCAUUUGCAUUGUCAAUUAACCUAUGAGCACAUCUUUAGGAUAUGGAGGAACCCAGAGCACUGGGGUAGGUGGAGGGGGGAUCCCCCACAGUCAAAGGGAGAACACGCAAACUCCACAUAGACAUCACCUGAGGUCAGGAUUGAGCCUGGGUCCCUGAUGCUGUGAGAGAGCACCAUUACUUUUGUAAAGUAGUGAGACCAAAUACAACAAUUUUCCAGAUGUGGCCUCAAGAGAGGCCUGUAUAACUAGAACGAAAUGUUUCAACUCUUGUACUCUUGCAAUGAAGGCCAACAAUCUGUCACUGUGAUUGAGACUGUACCUGCACAUCAACUUUCAGUAAAUUGUUUACAGUGACCCAUAGGUCGCUCCGAACACCAACAUUUUCACUCUUUCACCAUUUAAAACUUUUCAAUUACCUUGUCCAUUUAAUCAGUGGGGAACUGUUCUGGAUUCUGUGGCAUUUUGGAAGAUGGUAACCAGUGCAUCCAUCAUCACCAGAACCACCCCCUUCAAAAUCUUAGUGUGCAUGUCAUCAGAUUUAUCACCAUUCCGUCCCAGUAGUUCAAAAAAAAAAUCUUCAAUACUAAUCAGGUGGAGGAACUUGAACCCAGGUUUAUCAGAGCUUCAGCAGGUGUUUGUUCAACAGUGCAUCCAUGGGGCUGAGCUAUCUGGAUAUUCUGUUUUAGGAUCUGUCCGGACAGAGGAUGGUGCCUGUCGGACAGAUGGGAAGAAAUAGGUAGAUAAUGCAGGGGUCUCCUGAAUAGAAUUUUCCCUCUUGGAUCCAGCUUUGUAAGUUCUUUUGGGGGUAAAGCCAAAACCAAGUCUACAGCACAAAAUAAGUUGCUGGAGGAACUUAGUGGGUCAGGCAGCAUCUGUGGAGGGAAGUGGACAGUCGACGUUUUGGGUCGAGACCCUGCAAGGUGAAGGGUGUUGACAGUCCAUUUUCCUUCACAGGUGCUGCCUGAUCCACUGCGUUCCUUCAGCAGUUUGGUUUUUGCUCCUGAUUCCAGCAUCUGCAGUCUCUUGUGUCUCCAAGUCUGUAGCACUAUGGGUGCACAGGUAUGUGGAGUUGAAGGGGAGAUCAGAAAAGCAAUAGUGAAAGGAGGAAGGCUGUAGAUGUGAAUCCAAAAUGAUAUGUUUGCCCUACUGAUGCCCAGGUCAUUGGAAGGGGGCAAACUGCCAGAGGUUGUGGUCAAUAUCAGUAUAAAAAUUCAGACAGAAUUAGAAAUAGGCUCCUGUAGAGGCAGAUUUGGGAGAGUUAGGAAUUUUUAAAAAGCAAGCUCUAAAAAGUUGCUGCCCUCUUAACUAUAAGUGCAUAGAUGAUAGUUUGGAUGGAUUUGUGAUUCGAAGAGAUGAUGUAAAAGGGAGCCACGUAGAUCUCUAGGGAAUUGUGACUUUUUUUUUGAGGAAGAUGGAUUGUUGCAGGCUGAUCCUCGAGACCAAAAUUAUUGGGAACAUUGAGCACUGAGGAUGGUUAAAAGUACCUCAACAGGUUAAAAAUCUAAACAGAUCUGAAAUGCAGAGAAUUAUUGAGUUUGUAAGGAGAAACUAAAGGAGUAUACACUUCAAUGCAAGACAUCAACUGAAUGAAGCAGAAGUGCUCAGGGCACAGAUAGAAAUGUGGAGUCUGGUAUAUACCGAAACAGAGUAGCUUGGAGGAGGCAGGAAUUGACAGAUCAUUGUUUUUGGUCACAGGAAUCUCAGAUAAGUGUAAGGAUAAAAACUGAGUGGAAGGUGGUUUAUAUUAUUGGCUAAGAAUCAAGUGGUGCCAUAACAAGGGGUGAUGCACUAAAUCAGGCCAUAUACAUUGGAGUGAUUUUUUUUCCCACAUAAGCAGUGAUUGCACCUCCCCCCCCCCCUUUUUUUUAAAUGGAGACCCAAGUCGAGGAGGUAGAAAAACAAAAAUAUUGAGAAAUUUCUGAAAUGGACAUAGGUGACAAAUCAGUGUCUUAAUUUUUCACUGCUGUGAUAUCAACUGGAAAAAAAUCAUUGUAGGAAGUGUAGUACAUGUUGAGUUAUUAAAAUGUUUGACAUAACCUCAGGAAUGAAGCUAGGAAGUAGAAAGGUUAAGGUCAGGGGUUAUAAUUGGGCUAGAUUUAACAGUGAAGCGCACAAUUCUGGAGAGAGCGCUCAAAUAAGGAAAGGUUGAUUUUACUGAAUUUGUAAUUGAGCCAAAGGGGGACUAUGUGACCAUGUCAAAGCAGAGAAGAAAGCAGGAAAACCCAGAGUUGGUUUAGAAAUACGUGAAGAACAAGGGCAGGGCUUUAUUAGAGAUCAAAGUAGGUCCUUUGAUAUGAAAACUGUGUCAUUAACUGCAUAUGUUGCUUAUCUAAUAUUUCUUAAUUUCAAAGCUGGUUGUAGGAGGUUAUUGCCAGAUUCAGAUGAAAUGUAGCCUAGAAAAUAUAGAGGACACAGCAGAGGCCCUGACCACUCCUCAAUUCUCUGCAGAUAUUGAUGUACUGCUGGAAAAUUAUACCAUUGUAUAUAAAGCAAAAGAUCAUCCUCGAUUAAUUUGUGUCUUUGUAAAUGAUUUGCUAUCACCAAUAAUUUGUCCACUACCAAAGUUGCUCAUUUAUAGGAUGUGGAUGCCACUAGCAAGACCACCAUAUGUUGCCCAUUCCUUACUCCCCCUGUGGAAGUGAGCCCUCCUUUUUUGAACUGUUGGGGCCUAUAAUUAUUCAGGUUUCUUUUUAAAAACUUGACUGGAAAAAGGUUUAUAAGCUGGAAGCUUUUGUUUUUCUGAUGACAGCAAAACAGAAUACCAGAGCUAAUAAAAUCUGUUCACAAUGUGGUCUCCUCUACAAUGGAGAAGCCAAAUUGCACAUUGGGUGUUCACACUGCAGAACAGCUCCAGUUGGUCUACCAGGGUGACUCUGAACUUCCAGAUGCCAGUCACCUUAAUUCUCCAUUUCAUUCUGACCUCUGGUGUCUGAUGCCCAAAGUAAGAUUGAGGAAUGGCACUUCAUCUUCUAUUUGGGCACAAUGCUAUUCUCUGGGCUCUGUUGAAUUCAAUGAUUUCAGGUAAUGAUGUUUCAGUCCUUUUGUCUCUAACUGCUGGAAUUUAAAGUAAUUGUUACCUCAAACUUUGGGCUCCACCCUAUCAUAGACCUUCCCUCUUUUCUCUCAGCCUCCUUUUUCUUAACUUAAAACUUGUUUUCUCACAUUUCAGUUCUGAAAUGAGGGCAUUGACUUUGACUGUUCCUCUCUGUGUAGUUUGUUUUUGCUCCAGAUACCAUGGCCAAUUGAUUGUUUCUCAACUUAACACUCUGCAAUCUGAGUACCAGGAUGACAACCUUGAUACAGUUGUUAACUUUUUCCCUCUGUGGUCAGCCUAAUUAGAAUGGGAUACUAAUCAUCAAAAUCAAAUGGGUAGUUAAUGUAUCUUUAAUUUGGCUGUUUUAGAAUGAGAUUCUUGCAUCAGUGCUCCAAGGUCUAUGUACUAAGGCCAUUUAGUGGUUCUACUAUACAAGACAAAUUAGAGGGAAAUGAAAGAUUAGGUGGGGUCUGGUGUUGACCACACUUUAUAUUUAAGAAUUUCAAAGUAGUAUUAGAACCCUUUUAUCUGUGAAGCUCCAAUCUAUAUUAAACCAGUUCCAGCAGGACCACUGGUCACUUUAUUUGCACUAAAAUAAGUUUUCUCAUUUUCAGUGCCUGCAUAUUCAUACUACCAUGGGCUGGGAAUUGAAUAUUCUCACAUUUUGCCUUGGAUUGUUUCCACCCAUCUACAAAAUGGAGGGUCAGAUGCAGGAUUAGGUCAAAAUCAAAUUUUAUUAAUUACAAUUCAAAUUUUCUAACUGGUCAGAUUAAUCCCAGCAUGUGAAUCUAAAGGGGAAGCUGUUUAAUGAAGUGUCUUCAACUGGUGAACUAUGAACAUUCUUUCUCAAACUAUUUUGUAGAUUUAUUCCUGACAUCUUUGCAAGCAAAUUUUUAAAUUUCUACUCCAUGUUGUAUGAAUAAUCUUUAUUAAAGGCAUUGUGUUUAAUCUGCUUGUG